Molecule: messenger RNA, 2804 nt
Organism: Mugil cephalus (flathead mullet)
Lineage: Eukaryota; Metazoa; Chordata; Actinopteri; Mugiliformes; Mugilidae
Product: GTPase IMAP family member 7-like
Exons: 3
Coding region: 166-1335 (389 amino acids)
Molecular function (GO): GTP binding
Source: RefSeq, a predicted model, not a curated record
ACAGACGUCCCUAAAAAAAAAAGAGAAGUUCAACACCUUCUAAUAAACGGAUGCAUUUGAAUUCUGCACUCACACAGUCAGUUGAUCAACAGGAGCAAGAAACAAAACAGCACAGCAAAUACAUUUUUGACAGUUCUGAGAAAUCUUCACUCCGAUUUAAACAUCAUGACGGCUACUGAGCAGCAAAUAACCCGACUCCCUGAUGAGAAUGAUGAUGACCCAGCGGCCAUGACUGUUAAGAAGACAGUACCACACAGGAUUACCAGAAGGAUUGUCGUGGUGGGAAAAACUGGAAGUGGGAAAAGCAGCCUAGGCGAAACCAUAUUUGGAGAGCAUGUAUUUGAUAUAAAUCAUAGUGCAAACCCCGGAACAAGUCAAUGUGCAUCAGCAACCAAAGACAUUAAUGAAAGAGCCAUCACGUUGAUUGACACGCCUGGGUUCUUUGACCAUCGCAUCCCUGAAGAGGAACUGAAAGCUGAGAUAGCAAAAUGCAUCACACAGUGUGCUCCUGGCAUUCAUGCUUUUAUCAUUUUACUUAAAGUGGAGAAAUUCACAGAGCAAGAGAAUGAGGUUAUCUCUAAAAUACGAGAAUCUUUUUCUGAGGAGGUUUUCAGACACGCUGUACUAGUCUUCUCCCAUGGUGACCAGCUCCCUGAUGGAAUGAAGAUUGAAGAGUUUGUCAAUCAAAACAAGGGUCUUUGUGAUCUCCUGAAGAAGUGCGGUGGUCGAUGCCACAUCAUCGAUAACAAAUACUGGAAGAACAACGGGCGGGAUGAAUACAGAAGCAACCAGUUCCAGGUGGCAAAGCUGCUCAACAGUAUAGAGCAGAUAGUGCGGGAUAACAAUGGAGGCUACUACACCAACGACACGCUGCAUGGUGUGGAGGAAAAAAUACAAGAACAGGAGAAGAUCAUUAGACAGACGACAGAAAACAUGUCACUGGAAGAGAUCAGAGAGAUAGCACAAGAAUAUGUCGCAAAUAUUCUCAAGAAGGCAGCGGGCAUCACUACAGGGGUGAUGUUGGGAGCGUUGGUAGGCGUGCCUGUAAUGGUUGCGUCACUUUGCUCUGUGUUGAUGGGAAUGGGACCCUCAGCAGCAGGUGUAGCACACUCAGUGGCAGGAGCUGCAGCCGCAAAUAGUGUCGGCUUAGGGGUAGGUAUAGGAGUGGCUGUUUUCGCAGGAGCAGCAGCAGGAGGUUAUGUGGGAUACCGUGAGGCUGUCGAAGCAGACUCCGCCAAGAAGGCGGCAAAAAUGACAGCUAAGGCUGUCCUCAAGAGAGCUGCAAAACCAUUCAAAAGAAUAUUCAUCAGGAAGAAGCAUUACAACCAGUUGUAGUAAAAAAAAAAGUGCUAUUGAGAGUUUUGUGGUGCUAUCUGGAGGUGAUGAUAUUAAUGUGCUGUUGAGAAGAGGAAACACUCUUUGGAUCUUCUGGAAAAAGACGUUAUUGUUGAAUUGUUAAAAAGCAUCUUUUUUAUUUAUUUGUCUCUUUUUUGUUAUUUAUUCUUCUUAUUUUUGAGACAAGGUGGAAAACAAAUCAUCAUGGAUGAACUGCAAUUCAGACAACAGGAAAAAAAACAUAUAAAAUAGAUAUUUGAUUCUGGGGUGUACUGUCCUUUAUUGAGUUUAACCAGAUGUUAGUCUGUAUCUAGAUCUGCUCUCUCUUCUCCAAGAUACUCAUACAGUCAUAAUGGCACAAAGUCUGGUUUGAAGACAGACUAUAACAGGGCUGGCCAACCCUUGGCUCCCGAGCCGCAUGCGGCUCUUUGCCCGGUUCCAUGCGGCUCUUACGUUCAUAUCGAAGUUUCGCUUCGCUUGAGUUCAAUACGGUAUUUUCAUCCAACGCGCAUGUGCGUUGGAUGAAAAUACCUCAAAGUUUCCCAGUAGGAGCAAGAUCAUUUGAGUAAACAAUUUGUGUCAAGUUCGCUCUCAAAACGGCAGGGAACAAAUGCACAGCAAAACGAAAAACAUGAAGAUGAACACAGGACGUUUUUAACAAAGUGGGAGAGUUUAUAUCUUUUUGUUGAACGUAAUAGCAAGCCAUUCUGCCUUAUGUCAGGCGUCAUUAGCGCAUUUCAAAGCUUCAAACCUUCAGCGCCACUUCAGCUCACUAAGUAGUAAGAAACAUGCGUAGUAAAAGAAAAAAGCUAUUGUAAAUUAUAAUAUUUUUGUUUGUGGACUUUGUCUGUGUGAGACAGUGCACACAGUGUUCAUUGUUGGAAAUGACUGGCCUCUCUUUGUAUUGUAGGAGUCAAUUUCUGUCAUUAUCAUGUUGGUGUGUGACAUUUACAAUAAAUCUGGCUGAGCAAAGGUGUGUGUGUGUGUGUGUGUGUGUGUGUGUGUGUGUGUGAGGAAGGGAUGGGGUGAUGUUCAUGUGUGCCCAUGUGUAUGAUGUGGCUCUUUGCCGUAACACAGUAAAAAAUGUGGCUCUUGGUCUCUGCCUGGUUGGCCACCCCUGGACUAUAAGGUCAAAUACCCUCAUCUACUUUUUACUGAUGACGCUGUGUUGUUACUCUAACCAGUUUUUAUCAGAUCCUGAAAUAAGUUCUAUCAUAUGCAUAGCUGUGUAUAAGUAGUGUUGUGUUUGGUUUAACCUUUUCAGCACUCUAACUAUAAAGUCUAUUCAUAAAUCACCAGAGCUAAUCAAGUAAUCAUUUUAUUUAUUUAUUUAUUUAUUUAAAGAAACUACUCAAUUAACCAAGAUUGUUUUGCUCUGCUUUUUAAAGGGAAUGGUUUACCAGAGUUUACUUCAGCUUUACUACGAAAUACUGUUAAGUCUUGAAUAAAAAAAAGUUGAUUAUAAAGAA